Messenger RNA from Chlamydomonas reinhardtii, 6238 nucleotides. RefSeq lists its product as uncharacterized. NCBI's taxonomy places the organism in Eukaryota, Viridiplantae, Chlorophyta, Chlorophyceae, Chlamydomonadales, Chlamydomonadaceae. Gene Ontology annotation, molecular function: AMP kinase activity. Bases 170 to 5959 code for a protein of 1929 amino acids. The transcript is spliced from 10 exons. The record is from RefSeq and is a predicted model, not a curated record.
CUUGAACACGUCAAACGCUGACCUGUAGACUUGUAUCGCACCCUCGAAGUCUCGACUUGCGACCUGACAAGCGUGGCCCACGGCCAGCGUGGGCGCCAGACUAAAUGUGUCCAUCGUUAGCUUAGGCAUCAGGGAAUCACCAUCACCCGCGUGAGAAAGGUUUGCCACCAUGAGCGAGCUCCUUCGCAAGUGGCUCGCGGACGAGCUCGGACUGCCCGUUACGGACAAUCUGGAGCAGGACUUCGCGAGCGGCUUUUUAUUUGCACAGCUGUUUAGCAAAUACAACCUUCAGCCUGAUGUGGACCAUUUCGAUACGAAGCGGAUGCCGGACGCAAUGAUAAACAACUAUACGCGGCUGCAGCCCACCUUCACAAAUCUGGGGGUGCACAUGGACACGCGCGUAGCGAACAUGCUGAUUCGGGAGGAGUCGGGUGUGGCGCCGCGGCUCCUGUACUCCAUAAAGCAGAACCUUGGCAGUAUCCAAAAGACCCUGACGAAACACAUGCAUACCGGCAACCUGGGCCGCACGCUGGGCGCAUCGGUCAGCCCCUCCCGCGGCCUGCUGGAGGCGCAGAAGCACAACACCAGCAAAGAGAAGUUCGAGUCGGGGACGCACAGGCACUUUGAGGACACGCUGCGCAGCCAGGCCGCCAACCCCAACGCAAUCAUGGAGAGCAUGGCGCUGGCCAAGUUCACGGAGGAGGGCAUCCGGCAGCAGCGGGAGGCGCUAGGGGGGCUGCUGCGCGACCGGGCGCAGCACACGGCGCAGCGGGACACCUUUCGCGCAAACCAGAUGGACAAGCUGGGUAGCGCGCGCAGCGACAAGGCGCAGCGGCUGGAGCGGGAUGAGGCGGUGCACGCGGCCCUGCUCAAGCGCAAGGAGGAGAUGGAGCGCGAGGAGCUGCGUGUUGAGCUGGCGCUGAGCGAGAAGGCGCGGCGCAGGAAGCUGGAGGAGCUGCACCACGCGGCGCUGGACGUGCACGGCGGCAUUGACGCAUUUGAGAUCAACAUGAAGCGCCUGGUGCGCGGCGAUCAGGGCCAGGAGGGCGAGGAGGUCGUGGCGCCGCCGGCGGGCCGCACGCCGCUGGAGCACAUGGAGCAGCUCAAGAGCCGCGCCGCCGCCACCGCCAAGCUGCUGGAGGACACGGCCGCCUACAUGCGGGGUGUCAAGGACGCACGCGCAGACGAGGUGGCGUCCAAGCGCGAGCGCGAGGCCCGGCGGCGCAAGAUGGUUGUGGAGCAGCAGGCCGCCGCCUCGUCCGCCGAGCGCAAGGCACAGAUGGAGUCCUUGCUAACAGCGCUGCAGCGGCAGAGCGCAGAGGAGCAGCGUCUAGCUGCACGCCUGUGGCAGGUGAGCCAGGAGAAGGAGGUGAUGCGCGAGAACAGGCUGCUGCGCGAGCGCCAGUACGCCGAGCGCCGCGAGCGCGACUGGGAGGAGACGCUGCGGCGCGAAGUGGAGCUGCACCGCUCCAUGCGCGAAACAUACGAGGCGGAGGCCGCGCUGGAGAUGGAAGCAUGGCGCGCCGCGCAGCAGGCCCGUGCCGAAGCCAAGUCCGCCAAGCACGCCGCUUUCGCACGUGACGUGGCAUACCAGCUGGUGUCGCUGGCGGAACGCAGCGCCGAGUACCGUGCCGCCACGGGCAACCUGGUGCCGCGCCGCGAGUGGCGCGAGUGGCUGACCAUGUUCGUGGCCGGAGACCCGCAGCUGGGCCCGCCCGCGCCGCCCGUGGGUGCGGAGGCGGAGGCAGCAGAGGCCGAGGUGCGGGAGGCCUGCCUGCGGGUGGGCCGCGCGCUGGUGGACGACUACCUGGCCUGCGCCGGCGACUGGCUGCGUGUGGACGGCCCCAUCGGGCACGACGAGCUGCUGGGGCAGAUCGUGGGCGAGCUGGCCGUGCUGGCGCGCCAGCCGCCGCCGCAGCCCGAGCUGCCCGCCAUCGAGACGCUGCCGCUGCGGCUGGCGGUGCUGGGCGCACCCUUCGCGGGCAAGACCUGCGUGGCGCAGGAGCUCAGCCGCCGCUACAAGCUGCGCGUGCUGGAGCCGGAGGCACUGGUGGCGGAGGCCAUGGCGGCGGCGCAGGAGUUCGAGGCGGCCACGGGCGUGCCGGCCGACCAGGUGCCGGAGGCUGCGCCGCAGGAGGACGGCGACGCCGCGGCAGCGGCGGAGCUGCAGGCUGGCUCUGCCAGCCGACCAGGCACGGCGGCCACCGCGGCUGCGGGUCCGUCGGCCAAGGCGCGGCUGGGCGCCCAGAUCGCGGCGGCGCUGAAGGCGGGCGGUGACGUGCCGGAUGAGGCGCUGGUGGGCCUGGUGGUGCUGGGCAUGAAGGAAAGCAAGGACUGGGCACCGCCUGUCGAGGUGGACCCCAAGGCCAAGGGCAAGGCUGCGCCCAAGCCCGCCGCACCGCCGGCCGGCAGCAAGUCCGCAGGGGCGCCGGCUGCGCCGCACCCGGACACGGGGCGCGGCUUCGUGGUGGACGGCUUCCCGCGCACUGCGGCGCAGGCGGUGCUGCUGGAGCGCAUGCUAACAGGCCUGGAUCUGGACAGUGAGCAGGCGCUGAUCGAUGCCGCCAGCGUUAUUGCGCCGCCGCCGGCGUCGGCACUGCCCCAGGUGGCGCGGCCGCUGGUGUCGGGCCUGGACGCGGUGGUGGUGUGCGGCCUGGCGGACCCAGAGCUGGCGCUCAAGCGUGCUCUGGGCCGGCGGCUGGACCCGCAGACCGGCCGCGUGUACCACCUGGAGUUCGACCCGCCGCCCAGCAACGACCCCGGCCUCAGCGCCCGGCUGCAGGAGGUGGCGGACGCCAGCAACGACGCCCAGCAGAUCCAGCACCGCCUCAUGUCGCAGGCGGAGCUGGCGGGCCCGCUGGACGACUGGCUGCGCCGCUUCAGCCGACUGCGGCGGCCGGUGGAUGGCUCGGGGCCGCUGGGCGAGGUGCUGGCCAGCGCGGGCGACAUCGCGGAGGGGCUGCUGCGUGCCAAGGCGGCCGCCGCCAGCUGCCGCUCCGCGGCAGAGGCGGCGCACAAGGCGCGCGCCAGCGCGGAGCAGGCGCACGAGUUUGCUGAGCUGGCGCAGGCGGCUGCGGAGAGCGCGGCACGCGAGCUACUGACGGCCAAGAAGGCGGAGAUCCAGGCGGCGGCGCUGCUUGCAGGCGGCAAAAACCCCGACCCCGCCGCCACCGAGGUGCUCAAGGCGCAGGCGGCUGCCAAGUGCGCGGAGCAGCUCAAGGUAGCGCGGGGCGCUGUGGCCGACGCCAAUGGACACGCUGAGCGCGCCGCCAACAGCGCCGCGGCGGCGUCUGAGGCUGUGGACCGCGCACACAAGUCACUGGGCGAUGCUGAGAUCUCUGCACAUGCUGAAACAGAAGCGGCGGCAGCGGCCACAGAGGCGGAGAAGGCGGCGCGCGGCGCGCAGGAGGCGGCCAGUAAAGCUCUGGCGGCCAAGGAGGCAGCGGCUGUGGCCGCGGCUGAGGCGGAGCGCUUCGCCGCCGCCAGUGACCUGCCUGCCGAUGCCACGGUAAACCUAGGGCACAGGCCCGACGCCCAUGCCACCGGCGCGCACGCAGUCAGCACCUCGGGUGGGGCCCCUGCUUCCGGCAAUGGAACCGCGUCGGGCGAGGCGGCGGCACCUGCUCCGGAGCCGCUGGUGCGUGAGCUGGCCGCAAGCCUGCAUGAGGAGUGGAAGACGCUGGAGACGGGCUACCUUGAGGGCCUGGCCCUGGGCUUCGCCAGCUUGGCGGAGCAGCACGCCGAGGCGCAGCGACACUUUGCCGGCCUGCGCGGCCGCUUCCAGGACCUGCUGCAGCGGCCGGACGAGAAGCCGGCGCUGGUGGCCAGGUUCCUGACCACCUUCAACGCCGUGGAGGCCGACCUGCGCGGCAACAAGGAGGCGCGCGGCGAGCUGCUGCUGCGCGCGGAGGAGCUGCGCGACGCGCUGUGGGCGCUGUGCGACAAGAAGAUGGAGGAGGCGGAGGCGCAGCGCGCCGCCGUGGCCUCCGACACCUUUGUGCCCGACCACUGCGCCACGCUGGCGCAGCAGUUCGUGGCUCUGGCGCAGGUGGAGGGCGACCGCUUCGCCGCCGCGCUCAACUUCCUGCGCUCGCACGCGCACUCCAAGUGGCUGCCGCUCUUCCCACCCGGCCGCGAGCCGCCGUCGCUGGCGCUGCCGGACGUCGCCGCGCCCGACCUGCUGUCCGGCGCCGUGCCGCCCGAGCUCAAGGACAAGAUUGACCCCAAGGCCAAGACCAGCGUACCCAUGCCGGCUUGGGUUGCGAGCCUGGAGCAGCGUGCGGCUCCGCUGGCGCUGGCGACCAAGCUGCUGCUUGCGCUGGCCAAGACCACGGCGACAUCAUGGGAGCCCGGCGCAGAGGACCCCAAGAAGGCCAAGAAGGACGCAGCGGCCAAGGCGGGGGCGGGCGCCAAGGGCAAGGGCAAGGGCGGAGAGGAGGAGGCGCCGGAGGCGGACCCGCGUGUGGUGGAGGGCCUGAACGGCGAGCUGCUGGACGGCUGCGGCCGCGAGCUGGCCAUCCUGGAGGCUCGGCUGCAGCUGCUGGCGGAGCGCUGCCUGGGCCAGAUGGAUGAGAUGGCAGCGCUCGCGUCCGGCACCGUGAGCCGCCUGGGCGAGUGGGUGCGCGAGCGAUACCGCUCCGAGUGUGCGGCGGUGGCGGCGCUGGACAAGGUGUGCAAGGCUGCGGCGGCGGCGGGGCAGCCGCUGCCGCACGACCUGCGGCUGCAGGACGAGUUCCUGCUGCUGGACGAGGGCAGUCUGCUGGUGCAGGAGGACGCAGCGCUGCCACGGCCGUACCCGCGCGAGGGCGUGCCGGCGGGCGGGCUGCUGUCCACCAAGCAGCUGGGCGCGCUGACGGCGGCGUUCCUGUCGGCGGCGCCCAGCGGUUACAUGCGGUUGCAGGAGGCGGCGGACAUGCUGUGCAGGCUGGCGGCGGAGGGCGCGCUGCCGGAGCCGUGGCGCGGCACCAGUGUGGCUAGCAUGCUGGGCGCGCUGCGGCUGUACGACCCGCUGCACAGCACGUACCUGGACUGGCGCGAGUUCGUGGCACACCUGGUGGUGGCGUCGUUCCCUCUGAUCGCACGUGCGGACUGCGCUGAGAUGGCCGACCAGAUAGACAUCUGCGCGGAGGUGGACAAGGACCACGACGGGCUCCUGAGCCAGGAGGAGUGGUCCACGGCGGAGCUGUGGUUCCAGUACCGCGCCGCGCAGCCCGGGGCGCUGCAGGCAGAAGUGCCGGAGGCGUCAGGCGAAGCGGGAGCGGAGGCAGGGACAGGCUCGGGGUCAGAGAGCGACGCAGGGCCACGCAGCACCCUGCUUGCGGACGGCGAAAAGUGGCCCGAGGCGGACACCGUCUCGCGGGCGGGCACACCGCCGCCUGAUGACGAGCAAUACGACAGUCCGGCGGCACUCAAGCAGGUGCUGUGGGCGCUGUUUUCGGCACCAGCGGCCGACGGCACGCCGCGCCUGGACUACCGCGCCUGCCUGCUGUACCUGUGCGCCGACCGCGACGCCUUCGCCGGCAUCAAGAAGGCCUUCAGCGUUGCCACCGCCAACAUCUCCAACAAUGCCCGCGCCAGCGCGGAUCAGGUGUUCCGGAUAGCAUACCCGCUGGGCGCGGAGCCGGGGCAGGAGCUGCACCGCUCGCCCUUCAGCAAGGUAGACGUGGCGGCCGUGGUCAAGGCGGUGUGGGAGAGCCGCGCAGGGCAGCCGGCUGUGGCCGCGGGCGCGGCGGGGACAGGGCCGGCCGGCGCACGUGGUGCGACACCGCCGCAGGCGGCUACAGCGGCCGCGCGUGGUGCGUCGGCCAAGAACACCGCCGGCGCUGCAGCUCCCGCGGCCUCUGGCGAGGCGUCCGUGACUGCUGAGCAGCUCAUGUACAGCGCGGGCGGGGAGCGGUUCGUGAAGCGCAUGUUGGAGCGAUAUGCAUGGAAGGAUGCGUUCGUUGCUACGCGGCUAUAACGCAGGUCUGCGCAGACUGUGGUGUGAUCGGGGCGUUUAGCAAAGGUUGAAUGAGUUACUUACGUCGGAGUGAGGCAUGACUUGCUAAGGCUUGUUAGGAGCGCAAAGGGUGUGCAUAUGGUUGUUUGGCAACGGGCAGCUCCGGGGCAUGACGGCAUCGCCCCGCAGUGGGGGUGGAGACUGACAUUUAUCUUCGGAAUAGGACAGUAAACCUUGCACAAUUGCACGGCUGUCACUGAGAAGACUGUGACACUUUGGCGCCUGUAAGCCUGAAACGUA